GCUGAAUGCUGCUAACACGCUAGCAGAGCAGAGAUAAACUUAUCUGCAACUAACCUGCUCCUCUUUACUGACAAGAUAGUUCCAAGUGCACGGCAGCGCCAGUGACUCUCAGAAUGGAUCUGGAAGAUGACACCACAGUGUUAACAACCUUGAAGUCCUUCAAUUCCUUCAUCAGCCGCUCUGAAAAUCCACAGCGGCUGUCAGAGCCCUCAGCAGGGAGUGGAAACCUGCAGAGUCAGUACAAGCGCAGCUUGGAGCUUUUGGAAGCAGCAGAGAGAGUUCAGUCUAAGAAUCGGUACCUGCAGUUGGACCAGGAGAAGAAACAAAUGGAGCUGAGUCACAAGCGAGCUCGUUUUGAACUUGAGAAGGCAGCUUCUGACAGCGCACGAGACUUGGAGCAUGAGGUGGACCGAAAUCAGGAACUUUUGGGACGGAUAAAAAAGUUGGAGGAGAGAGAGACAGAAACGACCAAGAAUCUGUCGGAUCAGAUGGAGGCAAAUCGUGCUCUCCGUAAGAACCUGGAGGGUCUGAACAAGAAACUGGAGGAGCGAGAUACCAAACUGAAUACAGCUAAUCAGACCAUCAGUUCUUUGAAGGAUGAGAUCAGAGAGCUGAAGCAGACGAUUCAAAAUCAAGACUUGACAAUUUCUACUCAAACCCUGGAAAACCAGGAGCUGCAGGAACAGCUCGAUUUACAACGCAGGAAGUAUCAGGAAGUCUCCCAACUUUGCCAAAGUCUCCAAGCUGCCCAGUCCUCUUGCUCAGAGCACAUCAUCAAGAUUAAGGAGUUGGAGAGGCGUCUUAACCUCCAGGAGCAAGAUAUUGCCAUUGUGAAGACUGUUAAGUCAGAGGUGGCCAGAGUUCCAGAUCUGGAAAAGGAACUGAAGCGCCUCAGAGAGGAUAAUAGCUUUCUCAGGGAGAGUAGAGAGAACUGCAGCCUGUUGAAGGAGGAGGUGGAGGGAUUACGGAGGAAGCUGGAGAGGAUGGAGAAAACCAAAGAAGAGCUGGUUAAUAUGGAACUGGAGAAAGAGAGGCUUGCUGAGAAGCUCCAAGCCUGGGAAAACCUCGGCCAGUCUACUGGACUCAACAUAAGGAAACCAGAGGAUCUGUCCAGGGAGGUGAUUCAGAUCCAGCAGAGAGAAAUUGCUCUGAAAGAGCAGAACUACACGCUCAACAGCCGAGUGAGGAGUGUGGAGCGCUCGCAGUCUGAGCUUCGUGCAGAGCUGACCCAGCAGCGCAGCAAGACUCUGGAGGAGCAGAAGAAGAGAGAGACACAGGAUGCGCUCGUCCGUCGACUACAGAAGCGAGUGCUGUUGCUAACCAAGGAGCGUGAUGGAAUGCGUGCCAUACUAGAGUCCUAUGACAGCGAGCUGGCGCCUACUGAGUACUCUCCUCAGCUCAACAAACGACUCAGAGAGGCAGAGGACAUACUGCAGAAAACACAAAGCUACAAUGCAGAGAUGGAGGGCCAGCUGACCAAAGCACAGGAGGAGACAGGAGCACUUAAACUGCAGCUACAAACA
Messenger RNA from Stegastes partitus (bicolor damselfish), 1523 nucleotides. RefSeq names its product mitotic spindle assembly checkpoint protein MAD1-like. Gene Ontology annotation, cellular component: mitotic spindle; nuclear envelope; kinetochore. The annotation marks the transcript as partial. The transcript is spliced from 13 exons. The record is from RefSeq and is a predicted model, not a curated record. Gene Ontology annotation, biological process: mitotic spindle assembly checkpoint signaling; attachment of mitotic spindle microtubules to kinetochore. NCBI's taxonomy places the organism in Eukaryota, Metazoa, Chordata, Actinopteri, Pomacentridae.